Messenger RNA from Momordica charantia (bitter melon), 1463 nucleotides. RefSeq names its product Homeodomain-like superfamily protein (gene APL). Gene Ontology annotation, molecular function: DNA-binding transcription factor activity; DNA binding. The record is from RefSeq and is a predicted model, not a curated record. Lineage: Eukaryota; Viridiplantae; Streptophyta; Magnoliopsida; Cucurbitales; Cucurbitaceae.
GAGAGAAUUAGCCAACCAAACCAACAGCUCCCUCUUCUUCUUCUUAGAAAAAAAAAACCCUAUUAUAUAUUAUUAUUAUUCCUCCAUAUAUUUCCCCAUUGGCAUUUGUUCCUGAAUCUCCCUCACUAUACUCAUACUUUCAGAAUGUUCCAUGCCCCCAAGAAACCCUCCUCUAUCAAUGACAGGCCAAUGUGCGUCCAAGCCGACUCCGGCCUCGUCCUCACCACCGACCCCAAGCCCCGUCUCCGCUGGACCGUCGAGCUCCACGAGCGCUUCGUCGACGCCGUCACCCAGCUCGGUGGCCCCGACAAGGCCACUCCCAAGACGAUCAUGAGAGUCAUGGGCGUCAAGGGCCUCACUCUCUACCAUCUCAAGAGCCACCUCCAGAAGUUCAGACUCGGGAAACAACCCCACAAGGAAUUCAAUGAUCAAUCUAUAAAGGAUGGGAUGAGAGCUUCGGCGUUGGAACUUCAGAGAAAUAGUGGAUCUUCUUCCAGCUUAAUGGACCGCAGUAUGAACGAAAUGCAAAUGGAGGUCCAGAGACGACUGCACGAACAAAUUGAGGUACAGAGACACCUUCAAUUGAGAAUUGAGGCUCAAGGGAAGUACAUGCAAAGCAUAUUGGAGAAAGCUUGCCAAACGCUCGCCGGCGAAAACAUGGCCGCCGCGUCCGGCGGCGGCGGCGGCGGAUCUUUCAAAACCAUUUGCAACAAUAUGGGAACAACCGGUAAUCUUGUUUCUGACGCCGCCGCCAUGGGAGGAGGAGCCAUCAAAGACUUCAUUUCACCUCAUCCUAACGCCUUCCCUCCUUUCCAAGACAUCAACAUAUUUACCACCGAACCGCCGCCACCGGCUCUGAUCGACUGUCUGAAGAAGCCCGGCCCCUUCAUCUCCGGUGCCGGGAAGACCCCCAUUUUCUGGCCGGAUGAUCUCCGGCUGCAGGACUUGGGAACAUCUCCUCCCAGCCUGGCAUUACCGCCACCGCCACCAUCCAUCGGGCCAGCCAACUUGGAUUCUCUACAGCUGGAAAUGUAUGAAUCCAAGCCGUCGCCGAUGCUGGCGGUGGGCGGCGGCGAUGGGAUGAAUGAAAAGAAGUUCGACAUGUCGUUAAAGCUUGAAAGGCCAUCACCACAUUCAGAUGAUAGGAUGAAUGGUAUUGGUAGUAAUAACCCCACAAUGUCACAGCUACAGGGAAGAAAUUCUUCAUUUGGUUAAUUUAUAAUAUUACUAUGUGUAACUAAUAGAUAAAUUUUAUGUAAUUAAUUAAUAGGAUUAGGGUUAGAUCUUAACAAAUGCAUGCAUACUAAUUAUUGUGUUUGGAAGGGAAAAAGAAAUCUUAACUCCUAAUAAGCUUGUGUUGAAGGGUUAACUCUUCUCUUGAUCAUGAGAUAUUUUGAUCCAUUUUCUGAUGAAAAAUUGUAUGUUAUAUCAAAUGAAAAAAAAAAAAAAGUCUUUUAUUUUAA